AUGUCGGAGUCGCAAAAAGUUGCGUUUCAUGCACUUUUUACAAUGCUCAAUGUUUCAAUGCUGAAUAACAAAAUUUGGGAGAGCUAUAAUGUUGAAUACAACAAGAAAUGCUUUCGACAUUAUGUUAAAGUCCCCUUGUCUGUUGCAACAGGAAGGCAAAGAGCAAGAGAAAUCUCAUCCAGAGUUAAACAAAAUUGA
Messenger RNA from Clunio marinus, 198 nucleotides. The record is from the annotation of a GenBank genome assembly. Lineage: Eukaryota; Metazoa; Arthropoda; Insecta; Diptera; Chironomidae.